Messenger RNA from Chanos chanos (milkfish), 2214 nucleotides. RefSeq names its product neuronal PAS domain protein 4 like (gene npas4l). Bases 1 to 2214 code for a protein of 737 amino acids. Gene Ontology annotation, molecular function: RNA polymerase II transcription regulatory region sequence-specific DNA binding; DNA-binding transcription factor activity, RNA polymerase II-specific; protein binding. Gene Ontology annotation, biological process: regulation of transcription by RNA polymerase II. The record is from RefSeq and is a predicted model, not a curated record. Lineage: Eukaryota; Metazoa; Chordata; Actinopteri; Gonorynchiformes; Chanidae. The transcript is spliced from 9 exons.
AUGACGAUUUGUUGCAACUCAUGCCCUGUUAGUGAAAGACGAGAUUCAUCUUCAAGCUCUCACAAGAGAGCUAUGACUGUUCGCCACAGAGUCUGCAAACGAUUCAGAUCCACCAAGGGGGCGUCCAAAGCCAGACGGGACCACAUCAAUGGAGAAAUCCGGAACAUGCGAGCACUGUUGCCCAUCUCCCAGGAAGACCAGGAGAGGCUCUCCUACUUACAUUCCAUGUCAGUCAUCUGCACCUUCAUUAGGAAGUCUGUUCUCUUCCAGGGUCUCCCUGCAGUUCCUGGAGAAAAAAACAGAACAAAGUCCUGCCUUCCUUUUGAGGAGUUUCUGCAGGCCUUGCCUGGCUUUAUCGUCGUUAUGACCAAAGAGGGAAAGCUGGUUUACGUAUCUGAAAAUGUGUCUGAAUAUCUGGGCUUUUCAAUGGUGGAUGUACUACAAGGAGACACUUUCUAUGAUAUGGUGGAAAACUUCGACACAGACAUUGUGAAAUUCAGUUUAGAGGAUGAUGGUACUUCUAGAGAAAGGAGCUUUGUGUGUCGGAUGCACACCUCCAAAGCUUUCCGGCUCCAACAUGGCAGCUGCGGCUCCAUGCUGGUCAGGGGACGCUUCCAGACCAGCCCACAAUCCUCCCUGUUUGUGGCACUGUGCACGCCCACGGUGAAUCGACUGAGAGACAGCUACCCACUGUGCUUUGCACCACAUUUCCAGACACUCCACCAACCAGACAUGAGAUUCACACAGGUGUCCGACAGUGUGCAGUUUCACCUUGGUUACACUGCUGAUGAGAUGAUUGGUCAAUCCUGGUACAGCCUCCUUCAUCCCGAUGACCUAUCCUUGAGUGUGUGUGGACACAAGAAUUUGGUUGAAGAGGAUGAAGACACAAAGGUAGAGAUGGUGCUCAGAGUGCAGUGUAAGGACUUCACAUGGAGCUGGCUCUAUAUUUAUGCAGCUAAAGACUCUGGGAAACAAAACAUCAACUGCACAAACUAUAUAAUCAGUGAAACAGAGGCAAAUUUCCUAAAGCAGAAAAUCCAUAGCAACACCUUGAGAGUGUCCACACAGACCCUCUGCAUUUCCACAAUGUCUCAGAUGCCCUGUGGCUCUGGUGACAGCAGGUCUUCUAAGAGAAGGAGAGAGGCCAGCCAUCAGUGUGAUGAAUCAAGGAAAAAGACCAGAGGGUUCUCUGAGCCUACUGUGCACUACACUCUCAGUAAAGGAAAGAACAGUGAGAGUGGCAGCUCAUCUGUUGCCAUGGGAGAUGUCCCCACACUCUUCUCCACACCACCAUACAGCCCUGAAUCCUCUAACUCCUCUGGGAUUUCAGAAGAUGCAGCGUCUGAUUUCCUGUUGAAUGCCUACAGUGGUACAGAGCAAUGUCUCUCUCUCUCUCCGCAGCAGGCUUCUCCCUCAUAUCUCCACUGUAGUGGUAGUAGUUCCCCAGAACAGGAUGGUCACUUCUCCCCUUCCCCACAGCCCAUCCAGAGACUGUCUGAUCAGGCAUACCUCUUUAGCCCUUCCAGUGCGGUAUCUAGUUCCUUCUCCAGUCCCCCCAACCCUGCACCAUCCUAUUCUUUGCCAGGCACUCGAGCUGAAACUCACCUGGUUCCUGAUUACCAACCUACACUGGAGUCAUGUGAGAAUUUAUCGGACUGUGUUCUGCAUCCUGAGGACUUGAGCUUGCUUUCCCUGCCUGAACCACAGGGCAGUGUCAAUGAUUUCCAUACAUCCCAGGUCCCUCAAAACUCCAUGUCCUCAGUCCCAUCAGGGCUGUUAACCCCAGAUUCUUCCCCAAUUUUUGACAGGCAGUUCCACUACAGUGACAGAGAACAGGCAGAAAUCAGUAUUCUGGCUCACCAGAUUUCCUCUCUCGCCACUAGUUUCGAUAUAUACACCCAACAAGACCCUGUCCCUCAACUUCCACAACCUCUGCCCCAGCACACGGACUUAUCCUGGACACACACUCCAACACACACUCCCAAGUCUGAGCUGCUGCUGGACGAGAGCAUCAUUGAUAGCAUUUUGAAAGAACUAGAUGUUGUCCCAGGUAAAGAGGAGCUGCCCUGUGUUUGGAGUCAAGAACCUGCCACAGUAGACUCUACCAAAAUUCAGACUCUCGCUUUGGACGAUCUGGUGGACUCUCUCCCUCUUGAGCAGUAUCCCUUGGAAGAUGGUGCACUGAACUCCUGCAUCUUAAGACAGGCUUGUUGA